AUGGUUGCUUCACUAUGUAAGAGUAGUGGAAGAAUAAAAUCUCUGUAUAUCACCGCCAAACUUUGUCAUAACAUAACUAUAAUGCCUAUGGUGCAUGCCCAAAAUGGGCAUGGGCGGUGUGUAUUGUACAGUACAAAGAAUGAAGAUAUGGUGACACUCACAAAGAGAAUAUUAGAUUACUCAACGAAAAGAGAAGUGGAUAGAGCAAGGAAGAUUUUUGAUCAGAUGGGUCGCAGAGAUUCUGUAUCUUGGAAUGUGAUGAUCAAGGGUUACAUUGAGAACAACAGGAUGGGGGAUGCAAGGGACCUGUUUGAUGAAAUGCCUAAUAAGACACCUGUUUCUUGGAAUUCCAUGAUCAUGGGUUACACAAGAGAAAAGAAGACAAACAUUGCAUUGAAGCUAUUUAUAGUAAUGCCAGAUAAAGAUGUCGUCAGUUGGACGGCCAUCAUUACUGCAUUAUGCCAAGCCUCACGGUUCGAUGAUGCUUGGUGGUUGUUUAAGCAAAUGCCUGAGACUAAUUCAAUUUCGUGGUCUUCAAUUAUAUCAGGUUUUCAGCAAAAUGGGCUUACAGCUGAAAGCUUGAAGUUGUUUAAAGAAAUGUUAUUGAUUGGAAUUCAGCCCACUUCUCAUAUGUUUACUAGUUCUUUGGCAGCGUCUGCUGAUCUGGCAAUGCUUUCACUGAGUGAACAAAUGUAUUGUCAACUCUUUAAAAGAGGAUUUGAGCGGAACACUCACAUUGGUAAUUCAGCCAUUUCUAUGUUCAUCAAAUGUGGUAGUUUUCAUAAUGCUUGGCGUGUUUUUGUGGACUUACCUCAACCUGAUAUUGUUACGUGGAAUUCUCUGAUUAUGGGUUUUGCGCAGCAUGGUUAUGGUGUAGAGGCUAUGAUGAUUUUCCAUCAGAUACAAAAAGCUCAGUUUUUGCCAGAUGGUAUUAGUUUCUUGGGAGUGUUACAUGGUUGUAGCCAUUGUGGACUCCUAGAAGAAGGGAAGCAACAUUUUUACAGUAUGGAGAUGGAUUAUGGGAUUUCACCCGGACCUGAGCACUUUGCGAUUAUGGUAGACCUCCUUGCACGUGCUGGGUUACUUAAAGAAGCAUAUGAGAUAAUAGUCCAAAUGCCCUUUGAGCCUACCACCGUCUUUUGGAGGACAUUGUUGAAUGGAUGUAGGAUUUAUGGUGAUUUGGAAUUGGGUGUCUGUGUGGCUGAUCAGAUUUUAAAACUUGAACAUUUUAACUCAAGUGCAUGCUUGAUGGCCCUUGAAAUUUAUGCAAUGGCAGGGAAAUGGAAGGAGGUGCUUGAGAUGAGGAGGCAUAUGAAGGAAAAAGAGGCAAGAAAAGAGUUGGGUUGUAGUUGGCUUGAUAUAAGAGGGAGGAAUCACAUUUUUACCACUAGGGACGAAUCUCAUCAGGAGUCAGAUGACAUCUACCAAACCCUUGAUUUGUUAUCUUAUGACAUAUCUCAGUGUGUCAGUGCAUGA
This is a messenger RNA of Ilex paraguariensis (yerba mate), 1476 nucleotides long. NCBI's taxonomy places the organism in Eukaryota, Viridiplantae, Streptophyta, Magnoliopsida, Aquifoliales, Aquifoliaceae. The record is from the annotation of a GenBank genome assembly.